Melanotaenia boesemani (Boeseman's rainbowfish) is the source of this 1366-nucleotide messenger RNA. RefSeq names its product WD repeat domain 82 (gene wdr82). Gene Ontology annotation, cellular component: Set1C/COMPASS complex. Gene Ontology annotation, molecular function: protein binding; chromatin binding. NCBI's taxonomy places the organism in Eukaryota, Metazoa, Chordata, Actinopteri, Atheriniformes, Melanotaeniidae. Bases 227 to 1168 code for a protein of 313 amino acids. The transcript is spliced from 9 exons. The record is from RefSeq and is a predicted model, not a curated record.
GCGUCACCGACGUGGCAAAGGCGGUGCUUUUCCCUCCUUCCUUACUAUCGUGGAGUAAAAGUACUAUCGACGGGAUUUCUUCGCAGUUUUUGAAUUAUUGUCUGUAUUCUAAUCAUUUUUUGCACCACUUUGACUCAUAUAUUUGGACAAAUUGGUACAAGUGACAUCUGUACUUUGAUUUAAGACAACGAGGGCCUUUUCCCCCUCAGACACAGACAGGGCCAAUAUGAAGCUAACGGACAAUGUGCUACGGAGCUUCAGGGUUGCUAAGGUUUUUCGAGAGAACUCAGACAAAAUUAAUUGCUUCGAUUUCAGUUCAAAUGGAGAAACUAUUAUCUCCAGCAGCGACGACGACUCGCUAGUGUUGUACGACUGCCAAGAGGGAAAACCAAAGAGGACUCUUUACAGUAAAAAGUAUGGGGUGGAUCUGAUCAGAUAUACGCACGCUGCAAACACUGUGGUCUACAGUUCCAACAAAAUUGAUGAUACCAUCCGGUAUUUGUCCCUUCACGACAAUAAAUACAUUCGGUACUUCCCUGGACACAACAAAAGGGUGACAUCACUUUCCAUGUCUCCUGUGGAUGACACAUUUAUUUCUGGUUCAUUAGAUAAAACCAUCAGAUUGUGGGAUCUACGAUCACCUAACUGUCAGGGCUUGAUGCACCUGCAGGGGAAGCCAGUGUGCUCUUUUGAUCCAGAGGGUCUCAUUUUUGCUGCCGGAAUAAAUUCAGAGAUGGUUAAACUCUAUGAUCUGAGAUCAUUUGAUAAGGGUCCCUUUGCAACCUUUAAGCUUCAGUAUGAUCGCACAUGUGAGUGGACAGGACUCAAAUUUAGCAAUGAUGGAAAACUUAUUCUUCUUUCCACUAAUGGAGGAGCUCUUCGCAUCUUGGAUGCAUUUAAGGGUGUUGUGCUACAUUCCUUUGGGGGCUACAAUAAUGGUAAAUGUGUAACAUUAGAGGCCUCUUUCACUCCAGAUUCUCAGUUUGUGAUGAUUGGCUCUGAAGAUGGGAAGAUCCAUGUAUGGAAUGCAGAGAGCGGCAUGAAGGUGGCGUUAUUAGAUGGGAAGCACACAGGCCCAAUUACCUGUCUUCAGUUCAACCCCAAGUUCAUGACGUUUGCCAGUGCCUGCUCUAACAUGGCAUUCUGGCUCCCUACCAUCGAUGACUGACUGUGAAGUGUGUCUGUGGUCAGUGCAGAUGGAGCUGGGGACCACCAGGGGUCAGCACAGUCAGAUGAGUUUAUGGGUUUCACAGGCUGAGUGGAGGAUCACGUUGAAAUUGUAAAUAAGUUUGCAGUUAUGGAUCAGUUGUCUAUUGUCUUUUUUUAUAUUUCUAUUUAACAUUAAAUUGAUUUCUUUGUAAGAAAA